Messenger RNA from Punctularia strigosozonata HHB-11173 SS5, 759 nucleotides. RefSeq lists its product as uncharacterized. The record is from RefSeq and is a predicted model, not a curated record. NCBI's taxonomy places the organism in Eukaryota, Fungi, Basidiomycota, Agaricomycetes, Corticiales, Punctulariaceae. The transcript has 4 exons. Bases 93 to 584 code for a protein of 163 amino acids.
CCUUCCGGUCCCGCCCUUUGCCUUUUGACUCAACACCACCACCACCAAGCUCGCUCCCCGUCUUGAGCACUUUCACGACCGCGACGCUUAUCAUGGCCCCGAACCAUCUUCAGCCGAUGUCUGCCAACGACUCGAAAGCAGUCUCUGUUCAGCCUCCGGAGAACCCGCCGUCCUACGAUAUGGCUACGUACGACGCCGCAGCCCCUGGACCUUCGCGCCCACUGGCAUAUGCACCUCCUGCUGGACCUCCGCCGCACGCGCAGCCGGAGCUGAAAGACACAAAGAGCGCGACGUCAAUGCCAACGCCGUCUAUGUCCCCUCCUCCGACCUUUGCUCCGCCCACCACCGUGCACCAUUACGUGAAUCCCGUGACGGGCGAGCAUAUCGCCUCCCUCUUACCGCCGGACCAUCCGCACAUGCGGUGCCUGCAGGAGGGCACGCACGUCCCGGAGACGCAUUACGGGCUGCUCGGUAUUCUCGCUGCCGUGUUCUGGUUCCCUCUGGGCGUCGGUCUGUGCCUCCUCGACCGCCGUGUUAAAUGUCGUCGAUGCGGUUACGCAAUAAACGACGGGUUCGCCUGUUAAACGGUCACAAACAUGACGUCCUUCCACGGUCCUGGACCGUUCUUUGCUACGUUCUGCGCUUGUUGUCACGACCUUUACCAUUCACAUCACCCUCAUGUACUAUGUGUUGUAAUCAAGUGUCAUUCUCUACCGGCUGUAUCAUCAUCUACUGCUAGCAAUAACAAAAAACCAUCGC